ACUCCUCCAAUAAUCUUCCCCCUCCACUCGAUCGAUCAUACGAUGCGAAAGGAAACCUAAAAAAAAUUAUUAUAGAGACUGUUCGAUCCAAAGAGGUCUCAAAGAGGAGUCGCGAGAGGAGUUCCGCGGCCCCCGCAUAAAGAUCUCCUAUUUUUCUUAUUGGAAGUAGCGAUUUCUAGAUCAGAAGAUGAGCGUCGUGGGUUUCGAUGUCGGCAACGAGAGCUGCAUUGUUGCAGUGGCGCGGCAACGCGGCAUUGACGUAGUGCUCAAUGACGAGUCCAAGCGCGAGACCCCGGCGAUCGUGUGCUUUGGCGAGAAGCAGCGGUUCAUCGGCACGGCAGGCGCCGCCUCCUACACGAUGAACCCGAAGAACUCCAUCUCGCAGAUCAAACGCUUGGUCGGCCGCAAGUUCUCUGAUCCCGAGCUCCAGCGCGAUCUCCAAUCCCUACCUUUUGUGGUGACCGAAGGUCCCGAGGGGUUUCCAUUGAUCCAUGCCCAUUAUCUCGGCGAGCAGAGGGCCUUCACCCCGACGCAAGUCCUUGCGAUGGUCCUCUCCAACCUGAAAAGUAUUGCCGAGAAGAAUCUUAAUGCGGCAGUUGUUGAUUGCUGCAUUGGAAUUCCUAUUUACUUCACCGACCUCCAAAGAAGGGCAGUGAUGGAUGCUGCGACUAUUGCUGGAUUGCAUCCUCUCCGUCUGUUCCACGAGACUACUGCUACCGCUCUGGCUUAUGGUAUCUAUAAGACCGAUUUGCAGGAGAAUGAUCAGAUGAAUGUGGCCUUUGUCGAUGUGGGCCACGCCAGUAUGCAGGUUUGCAUUGCUGGACUCAAGAAGGGGCAACUGAAGAUUCUCUCUCAUGCAUAUGAUCGAUCGCUCGGUGGACGGGACUUUGAUGAGGUGCUUUUUAAGCAUUUCGCAGCUAAGUUCAAGGAGGAAUAUAAGAUUGACGUGUAUCAAAAUAAGCGUGCGUGCAUUAGGCUCCGGGCAGCAUGCGAGAAGCUGAAGAAAAUGCUUAGCGCGAACCCAGAGGCGCCGUUGAAUAUUGAGUGUUUGAUGGAUGAGAAGGAUGUGAGAGGGUUUAUUAAGAGGGAGGAAUUUGAGCAGAUUAGCUUACCUAUACUGGAGAGGGUGAAGGGGCCGCUGGACAAAGCACUUGCUGAAGCUGGGUUGAGCCCGGAGAAUGUUCACUCAGUUGAAGUGGUUGGAUCGGGGUCUCGUGUUCCGGCGAUUCUUAAGAUACUGACUGAGUUUUUUGGUAAGGAGCCAAGGCGGACAAUGAAUGCGAGUGAGUGUGUUGCUAGGGGUUGUGCCCUUCAGUGUGCCAUUCUGAGCCCCACAUUCAAAGUGCGCGAGUUUCAGGUUCAUGAAAGCUUCCCCUUUCCAAUUGCCUUGUCAUGGAAUGGAUCGGGCCCCCAGAAUGAAGCGCAAGAAAGCCAGCAGAAUAAAGUUGUGUUUCCUAAAGGAAACCCGAUUCCCAGUGUGAAAGCUCUCACAUUCUUUAGGUCAAGUACUUUUCCAGUUGAUGUUACAUAUGUUGAUGUGGAUGACUUACAAAUUUCGACAAAGAUUAGCACAUAUACGAUUGGUCCAUUUCAAACCAGCAAAGGUGAAAAGGCUCAACUGAAAGUCAAAGUUCGCUUGAAUCUCCAUGGGAUUGUCUCUGUGGAAUCCGCAACUAUGUUGGAGGAAGAGGAAGUUGAAGUUCCUGUAUCAGCUGCUGACGAAGUGCCUAAGGAAGCUUCAAAGAUGGAUACUGAUGAAACAUCAAAGGACACAAAUGCCUCUGGAACUGAUGUGAAUAUGCAGGAUGCUAAAAAUGCUGCAGAUAAUUCUGGCACUGGGGCUGAAAAUGGUGAACCAGCAUCCGAAGAGAAGCCUGUGCAGACAGAAACUGAGGCGAAGGUUGAGACUUCAAAGAAGAAAAUCAAGAAAACAAACGUCCCUGUGGCUGAAUUGGUCUAUGGAGCAAUUGCAGCUGAGGAUCUGCAGAAAGCUGUUGAGAAGGAAUUCGAGAUGGCUCUUCAAGAUAGAGUGAUGGAAGAAACCAAGGACAAGAAGAAUGCUGUGGAGGCAUAUGUCUAUGACAUGCGAAACAAGCUUAACGACAAGUAUCAUGAUUUUGUAACUCCGACGGAGAAGGAAGAGCUUAUGGCAAAGCUUCAAGAAGUUGAGGAUUGGCUGUAUGAAGAUGGCGAAGACGAAACCAAAGGUGUUUAUGUUGCUAAACUUGAGGAACUAAAAAAGCAAGGUGAACCCAUCGAACAACGCUAUAAAGAAUGGAUAGAGAGAGGUCCAGCAAUUGAUCAACUUGUUUACUGCAUUAAUAGCUUCAGGGAUGCGGCCUUUUCUAAGGAUCCCAAAUUCGAUCACAUUGACAUAGAAGAGAAGCAAAAGGUCAUUAAUGAGUGUGUGGAAGCUGAAGCAUGGUUGAGGGAGAAAAUGCAGCAGCAGGAUUCAUUGCCCAAGCAUGCCACUCCUGUUCUCCUCUCUGCAGAUGUGAAGAGGAAGGCUGAGAUGCUUAACAGGUUUUGCAGGCCAAUAAUGACAAAGCCGAUGCCGCCUCCUCCCAAGCCACAGGCCCCACCUCCAUCCGACACAUCGUCACCACAAUCUCAAGCCACAGGGGAUAAUAGCACAGCUGGGGACUACAAUGCUGAGGUAAGUACACAGGAUCCAGCAGCUGAGCCUAUGGAAACGGACAAACCAGAUGCUGCUGCAGAUCCUGCGGCUUAGUCAAGUAUCCGAACUUCAAGAUGAUUUAUAAAUUUGUGCUUUCUUGCUGUUGCUUAUACUCUACAUUGGCGUGGAGUUGUGGAAGGGAUUUUUCCAUAGUUGAUAGCAUGUAUUUCAGAAUUUAAAUUGCAUUAGCGCCUCAUUCGGACCCUAGUUUUCUCCGGACAGGAUAUUAGGGAAGAAGCUACAUUAUUUUGCUGCCCUACUUUUGCUUGUAGACGCCCGGUGAAUCUUCAUUGCUAAAUUGUUUGCUGGUUUAUAACUUGCCAACCAUUGUGUGGUUAAACUUUUUAAAUGAAGUUAAGAGGUUUUUUUGGCGAGUA
Messenger RNA from Ananas comosus (pineapple), 3054 nucleotides. RefSeq names its product heat shock 70 kDa protein 14-like. Gene Ontology annotation, biological process: protein folding. Gene Ontology annotation, cellular component: cytosol; nucleus. The record is from RefSeq and is a predicted model, not a curated record. The transcript has 10 exons. Gene Ontology annotation, molecular function: ATP-dependent protein folding chaperone; ATP binding. Bases 188 to 2731 code for a protein of 847 amino acids. NCBI's taxonomy places the organism in Eukaryota, Viridiplantae, Streptophyta, Magnoliopsida, Poales, Bromeliaceae.